GGGGUGGGGACUUGGCAGAGCGAAACCAAUGGGGAAGCAGAGUGCGGGUUCCGAAGAUGGCGCACCCAGCCAAUCAGAAGGAGGGACCUAGUUGUGGGGCGCUGGGAGUGGGGGGCGGGGCGUGAAACAGAAUCUGCAGGGGAAGAGGGUCUUGGGUGACAAAAGGAUAUAGCCCCUGCACCUAAUGGCACCAGUAUGGAACCGGGAUACCAGGGGCAUCCAUGGCCUAAGCAAGGCUGUGGCCCCAGAGGGCAGUCGGAGGAAGGGGAGGUCCCUGCUCCAGUUCCUGGCUGACCACUUCUAUGACGUGCAGGCCCUCAGGGAGUACCUGCUCCGAAAGCAGGUAUUGAAGGUGCACCAGAAAAAUCGGCCCUUCACCCACAUCAAGGAGCGCUUUGGUCCCCACGCCGCGGGUGCCUAUUUCAUCCUGAAGCAGGGCGGUGCAGUCAAGUUUCAGGGCAAGGAAUGGAUCCGGCCAAACACGCGUGGCCGCUUCUCUCUUGACUUCCUGACCUUCCCAGAGGUGCCUGUAGAGGCAGUCGAUGCCAGCGGCAGUGCCAUCAACUACCACGGCCUGGACAACCUCUUGGCCCUGAAGGAGCUCCAGUCCCUGUGGCUGCGGCGCUGCCCCCACGUGGAUGACUGGUGUCUCAGCCGCCUCCACCCGCUGGCCAACUCAUUGCAGGAGCUCUCCCUGGCCGGUUGUCCCCGAAUCUCUGAACGGGGCCUUGCCUGCCUCCACCACCUCCAGAACCUCCGCAGGCUGGACAUCUCCGACCUCCCUGCUGUGUCCAACCCAGGCCUCACGCAGAUCCUGGUGGAAGAGAUGUUGCCCAACUGCGAGGUUCUGGGGGCUGACUGGACCCAGGGCCUCGGGUUGGGGCCAGAGGAGCAGUCUCAGGACGCAGCCAGCCCCAUCCCUGCCUAGCCCUCGGCCUGCCCCCCCGUCAAGCCGGGCAUCAGCGGGGCCCCAUGGGGGGCUGACAGUUCUCCGAGGUGGGGUGCGGGCUGGGGGGACUGGCCCUGCCAGCAGGUCAGGGGAGAGUGUGCAGCUGACGUACUUACUCCCCAUCUCGGGGACUCUGGCUCACUGCACCCUGGGCUGAAAGGUCACAGCUCCUGUCAUCCUUCUGGCAGCUCUUUCCACAGGCUUCACUUUGGGUUCCAGCAGCCUCCCAGGCCCAGGGGAGAUGAGCAGCCCUAGGGGAGCCACACUCUAUGCCUCCUCUGGCCCUGUGACUUCCCCACAUCUCCUCUCUCGGUUCCCCCACACCCAGUUCCUGCCAUGUCGGGAAACCCUGCUCUUGACUUGUCUCAAGGGUCUUCUCAGUGUAGCCUUGUUUGAAGAUGUUACUGCUCCCUGCCUGGACCCCCUCUGACACAGGGGCGCUACCAGCCCGGUUCCCUGUGGGACACUGCUCAGCUCUCCGCCAGCUCGCCAUCCCUGGACUCCACUCGCUGACGCCCGGCAUGCCCCACGGCCUCCAGUGUUCCCACUUAUCCACUCACUGACUCCGCUCCAAAUCCAGCUUUCCUGUUUGCUCCGUGAAAACAGACCAUGGGCCUUUGAAACCUUUUCCUAGGCCGAGUGACGUGCUGAAGUUUGUCGGAAGAGGGCGCCUGAGAGAGGACAGGAGAAAAGCCUUUGCUUUCAUGUGGGAGCUCUGCGUGCUCAGGCUGAGCUCUCAGGCCUCCCCAGCAGGUGGUUCCUGAGGUGCCACCCCCAGCAGUCUCAGAGAGCCCCCACCACCGAGGCACCUCCCUGCCAAGGGCUCUCCCUGCGACCCAGAACAGGAACUUCCAGGAAAUGCUGAGACACCUUAUCUGUGAGUCCCUGAUUUCAGUUCGCUGUUAAACGUCAACAAAUUCUUGACAUUAAACUUGACCUGUUCGA
Molecule: messenger RNA, 1894 nt
Organism: Neogale vison (American mink)
Lineage: Eukaryota; Metazoa; Chordata; Mammalia; Carnivora; Mustelidae
Gene: DMAC2
Product: distal membrane arm assembly component 2
Exons: 6
Coding region: 185-928 (247 amino acids)
Source: RefSeq, a predicted model, not a curated record